GGCAGAACUGAUCCUAUCCCGAUUGUUGUUAAAUAUGAUGUCAUGGGAAUGGGCCGCAUGGAAAUGGAGCUGGAUUAUGCAGAGGAUGCCACAGAGCGAAGACGUGUAUUGGAGGUGGAAAAGGAAGAUACAGAGGAGCUGAGACAGAAAUACAAGGAUUUUGUGGACAAGGAGAAAGCCAUAGCGAAAGCCCUGGAGGAGCUACGUGCGAACUUCUACUGCGAGUUAUGUGACAAGCAGUAUCAGAAGCACCAGGAGUUUGACAACCACAUCAAUUCCUAUGACCACGCACACAAACAGAGGCUGAAGGAUCUCAAGCAGCGAGAGUUCGCCCGCAAUGUUUCUUCACGGUCACGGAAGGAUGAGCGUAAACAGGAGAAGGCAUUACGACGGCUGCUUGAGCUGGCUGAGCAGAGGAAACAAUCCGAAAGUGCUCCAGGCAGUGGCCCUAUGUUCAAAGCCACCACAGUUGCCGUGGAUGAAGAAGGCACAGAAGAUGAAGAUAUGCCAGGUUCAGCUGGCCAAGAUAGCCCAAAACACAUUCAAGAAGAAAAAACACUCCAGACAAUCUCUGCCCCAACCCAGCCAACAGCUCCAGCAGUUACCUUUGCUUUCAAAAGCCCAGCUAGUUCCUCCCUACUCCAGAAGGUGGGCUUCUCUUUCUCCUUUGCCAAGAAAACUCCAUUGAAGCUGGAGUCAUCGGCAGCUGUCUUCAAGGACCAUGGUGAGGAAGUGGGAGUAACAGAGGAAGAAAAGGAAGAGGAUAAAGCCUCUGCUGAUAUCAUAUGUACAGUAAAAAGUCCAGUGGAAGCAGAGUGCAGCAAAGAGAGUGAAAUCAAAGUGGAGGAAGAGGAAGAUCAGGGAGAUAAUGGUUGCUCUCUUGCUAACACCUUAUCAAAACUAAAGAAGAUGAAACGGGAGGAAAGAUGUACCCAAGCAGGGGAACCAGAGUAUUAUCACUACAUGCCACCUGCUCAUUGCAAGGUGAAACCCAAUUUUCAAUUUCUACUUUUCAUGAGGUCUACAGAGCAAACACAGACUGAGUGCGAGCCAUCAAAAGAAGAGAAGAAAAUGGCUGCUCCAAGCAAAGCAAAGCCUUCAAAACAGACAGAAAGUAAAGGGGAGAAGACCAUAGCUGGUGAUGGAAAGGCAGCAGAAAGCAUUGUUUCUCCAAGUUUACCUAAGGCAGAGAAGAAAGAGGCUGAUGAAGGCAAAGAAAAGCCUAACGCCAAUUUAAAUGAAGACCCUCCCAAGAAAUCCCCAACGCCUGCAAAAGAACAGCCAGAGCGUCCAAAACACCCAACUGGUCCCUUUUUUUCCGGUUUUGAGCAAGGAUGAGAGCACAACUCUACAGUGGCCAACUGAGCUCCUCAUAUUCACCCAAGCAGAGCCUUCAAUCUCCUACAGCUGUAACCCUUUAUACUUUGACUUCAAGCUUUCCCGGAACAAAGAUGGCAAAGGAAAGCUGGCUGGCAAGGCGAAAGACAACCCUGGCACUAGCAAAGAUAGCCUACCUCCCACUGAGGCAAACAAAGACCACAUUGUCGCAGUAAAGAAGGAAGGCGUUUCUGUGGCACUUACUUGUGGAACCCAGUCAAAGGCUUCCUCUGCACCUCUAAGUGAUCUCAAACCUGAAUCCGUUGAGGAAGAGAACAAAGGAGAGUCAACAGGAAAGUCUCACAAGCACAAAAAGAAAAAAAAGCACAAGAAAAGCAGCAAACGCAAACGAAAACACAAAGAAGGAGAUGAGGGGCCAGAGCAGAAAACGAAGAAAAAGGAAGAAACAUAAGCACAAAAAGGCAAAGGGUUCCUCCAAAACAGUGUUAAAGGUAGAAGAGACUGAGCCUAGUCCAUCUCCUGCCUUGAAAAGCCACACUAAAGAGUUGGGCACUCAAAAGUCUGUGAAUAAAGAGGACAGUACUGGGAACGUCCCUACAAAACAGGACCUUCCUGCUUCCUCCAAAGAGCCUGAAAACAAAAAGUCUAAAACAGAACUGAAACUAUCACUUCCACCUCCUGCUACUGUCCCGUCAUCAUCCUCAUCUCACCGAAAUACACCCAAAAAGGCCAGAAGCCGACACAGUAGUGGUGACUAUGACAGUGAAGAUGAUGGAGGAAGGAAAAAAUCCACCUCUAGAUAUAGUGAUGAGUAUGAUUCCACUAGUGACCGCUCCAGAAGUCGAUCAAGGUCUGGAAAGAGACGACGGUCCUACUCAUCCAGUUCAGGUGGCUCUACAGAUAGAAGUCGAUACAGUCACAAUCGAAGUUAUUCAGACAGUGACUACAGUGAUUACAGCAGUGGGUCGAGGCAGCGAUCCAAAAGGCGGUCACCAGGUUCAGACUCUGAUUCUGUGGCUUCUAAGAGACAUUCCACCAGGCAUAAAUACUCCUCUUCUGACUACAGUCGCAGUCGUUCUAGAAGUAGAAGCCGCUCAAGAGGAAGUAGGAGCCGAGGCAGAGGGAGGUCUAGCAGUAGUAGCCGAAGUCGGAGUAAGAGGAGAAGUCGCAGCAUGACAGGUCACAGUUGGAAGCGUAGUCGCAGUUAUAGUAGAGACCGGAGCACAAGCGCUCGUAGUCAUUCUGGAAAAGGGUCACAUGGGCGAGACAGUGUAGAUAGUCGUCGAGGUGGUAGGCGGGACUUUAACCGCUCUAAGAUAUAUCGUUCUCAGUCUCCACAUUUUGCUCGCUCUGGAAGCCGGAGAGAGGAGAGUCGAGGAUCAGAACCAAAAGGAAUGAGUAGCUCCAACCAGCCACGUAAGAGCACUGAAAAAGACUCUGGCCGAUGUUCUCUAACAGCUAAGCAACUCCUUGAGAAAAUUCAGUCACGCCGUUUGGAAAAGGCAGCAGGAUCCACAGAGGAUGGAACCUCAAAGCCAGGAGCUAAAGUAAAAGAUCCACCUCAGGGAUAUUUUGGGCCCAAGUUACCACCUGCUCUUGGCAAUAAAUCUGCACAACUGCCUAUGAUAGGCAAAUUACCAGCAGGAUCUAAAUGCACGGGUCUGCUGAAAGCAGAGACUGAUUCAAGUGAGGUUUCUGUUACUGUAGAUGGGGAGCAGGACAAAGACACUAAGCUUUCUUCACAGGUGGACAAUGCUCCACCACCAGAGCCACCUGCACCAACUACAGAACAUCUGCCAGCAGAAAGCACUGUCUGCUUUCAGCCACCUCCUCCAGAGCUUGCAGAAGCCGCUGUACCACAACCCUUGGGCAAUGGUAGUCUUCCUUUUCCACCUAUUCAUGGAAGGAUAAUGCCACCACCACCUGAGGGUGAAUUUUUUCAUCCAUCAACAUAUCCACCUAUUGAAGUGGAUUCAAAUGCCCCCCCUCCUGAAGGUGAAGAUGAAGAGGAGGGAGUGGAGGAAGAAGAGGACGAGGGUUCUUUGGCUCCUCUGGAAAGCCAGCCUAUCACUUUCACGCCUGAAGAAAUGGAGAAGUACAGUAAGCUACAGCAAGCAGCCCAGCAACAUAUACAGCAACAGCUUUUGGCCAAGCAGGUCAAGAGUUUCCCAGCAGGGGCAAUUCCACAUGCCCUGCAGCCUGCAACACCUACCCUUCAGCCUAUUCAUAUUCAGCAAGCACCCCCUCCAGUGUCUGCUGCCUCCAUAACCACUGUGCAACAUGCCAUCCUUCAGCAUGCAGCAGCUGCUGCAGCCAUCGGCAUCCCUCCCCAUCCACAGCCUCUGGCCCAAGUCCACCACAUCCCUCAACCACAUCUAGCACCUAUCUCACUUUCCCACCUCACACAUUCUCUCAUCCCAGCCCACCCAGCUGCUUUCCUGGCUAGCCACCCCAUACAUAUAAUCCCAGCCUCUGCCAUCCACCCUGCUGGACCUCUCACGCUUCAUCAUGUACCCCAUGCCCUCUAUCCGACUCUGCUUGCUCCUCGGCCAGCCUCAGCGGCAGCAGCUACAGCUUUGCACCUGCACCCUCUGCUUCACCCCAUCUUCUCGGGCCAGGACCUUCAGCACCCUCCUAGUCACGGGACAUGA
Molecule: messenger RNA, 3989 nt
Organism: Staurois parvus
Lineage: Eukaryota; Metazoa; Chordata; Amphibia; Anura; Ranidae
Source: the annotation of a GenBank genome assembly